CCCAAUUCCAAGAUGUCCAUGGUGGCUAGUGCAGGUGCGGAUGGGGCAGGCACAGCUGGUGCAAGUGUGGUUCCUGCAGCUGAUAAGUCAAGCACUGAGCCUGGUAUGGAUGAGUCAGCACUAGAUAGCCUAAUAGAUACUCUAGGUGGACCUGAAGAAGAUGUGCCUCCUAGUCCUGUUUACACUGGUCCAGAAGUUACGGAAGAUAUAUCUUCAAGAUACUUGGAAGAAAUGGGUAAACGGGAAGGUAGUCUCCCUCCAGAGUACGUUAAAUUGCUGAAGAGCAAAGGGGAUGGCAAAGAUGGAGUCCCACCAAAAGUAGAUGAAAAGGAUGAAAAGCCGAUGACAGAUGACGAGCUCGCAGAGGCCCUGUCAUCUGACUUUACCUGUAGUGCUGCUGCUGCUGAAGAAAAGAACACAAGUCUGACAGAGAAGCCAAGUAAGGAGGGAGAAAUUGUGCAAGCUCAAGCAGCAAGUUCAGUCAAGACCUCAACUCCUCCUAAGGAGAAGAAAACAAAAUCGAAAGAGGAAAUUGCAGCUGAUGCAGUGGAUGCUCUUCUUGAUACUCUCGGUGGACCUGAACCUGAACCUGAAGAAGAUGUUACUCCUGUUGUAGAGGUGACAGAGGCAAAAGCUAAAGAGAAAAAAGAAGAAAAGGUUGGGGAACGUGAAGAUACGAUACCUCCAGAUUACAGGUUAAAACCGGAGUUGGAUAAAGAUGGAAAACCAAUAUUGCCAAAGCCUGAAGAAAAACCUAAGCUUUUGAGUGAAACCGAUCUUGUUGAUGAGUUUUCCAAAGACUUUGCCUGCCCUGCACAGCCAGUAGUACAAUCCAAACCAUCGAAGCCCAGCAGCACAUCCAAAAAGCCUUCAGAUCCAGCGUCUGCAAAAACUACUGAGGCUGAAGUAGUCCCUCGAGCCGCAGCUUGCACUGUGCAGUCUUCAGCUCCACCAACUGUGUCUUCAGUUGGUCGCGUGUCAGGUGAAGCUCUGGAAGCCUUGUCCAGCAGCCUGGGGAAGAGGGAGCCUGACACCGGUGAAAAGAAACCUGCUGUGGACAAAGUUAAGGAGAAAGCCAAACAGGAACAACGCAAAAAACUGGGUGAAGAUGAAGAAACAAUUCCUCCGGAGUACAGAUUAACGGAAGAAAAAGGUAAAGAUGGAAAACCCCUCUUACCAAAGCCAGAAGAAAAGCCCCAGCCUAUGAGUGAAAAAGAUCUUUUAGAGGGUUUAACAGAGGGAUUUUCCUGUUCUCCAUCACCAUCUGGACCAACAGCUGUAAUAAAGAAAACAAAAAAGGAGGGUGGAAAGCCCACUGAGUCCUCGGACGUUAUCUCUGCUGCUACAGUUUCUUCAGUGCACUCUGCAGCUCCUCGAGCUUCUACCUCAGGAGGAAAAGAGAUGGAUGACGCCUUGAAUCUCCUGUCCGAUUCCCUGGGACAGAGGGAACCCGACCCUGAUGAGAACAAACCAGUUGUGGAUAAAGUAAAGGAAAAAGCUAAAUCUGAACACAAAGACAAACUUGGAGAAAGAGAUGAUACUCUCCCACCUGACUAUCAAAAACUUCUGGAGUCGGGUGAGCAGGGCAAACCAGUAAAGCCAGGAGCAAAGGAUGAUGUGAAACGCAAGGAAUGGAAGAAGCCUACAGAUGACUCCGCAGCUAUUGAUGCCCUGUCAGGUGACUUCGACACUUGUGCGAAGGCUCCUGCCACACCAAAGCAGUCACAGUGUAGGACAAAAGCGGAAAGGACGCGAUCACCACAAAAGAAACACCAAAGGCUAAAGGAAAACGCAAAGACCCUAAAACGCCAGUGGGACAGUCCUCCAGCAGCAAACCUGAGAAGCAGAAAACAAGCUAAACAUUAA
Molecule: messenger RNA, 1866 nt
Organism: Apaloderma vittatum (bar-tailed trogon)
Lineage: Eukaryota; Metazoa; Chordata; Aves; Trogoniformes; Trogonidae
Gene: CAST
Product: calpastatin
Exons: 22
Cellular component (GO): cytoplasm
Molecular function (GO): calcium-dependent cysteine-type endopeptidase inhibitor activity
Source: RefSeq, a predicted model, not a curated record